This is a messenger RNA of Capronia epimyces CBS 606.96, 366 nucleotides long. RefSeq lists its product as uncharacterized. The record is from RefSeq and is a predicted model, not a curated record. Bases 1 to 366 code for a protein of 121 amino acids. Gene Ontology annotation, molecular function: oxidoreductase activity. NCBI's taxonomy places the organism in Eukaryota, Fungi, Ascomycota, Eurotiomycetes, Chaetothyriales, Herpotrichiellaceae. The transcript is spliced from 4 exons.
AUGGCAUUCCGAAUCACGCUCUUGAUAAAGAAGCUCGACACACUUACUCACGACGACUGGGAAGGGCCACAUGCCGAACUGUUCUUGAAGUGUCCUAUUGUGAAGGAGAAGGUGAUCAAAUACUCUCAGUUCCACAUUAACCAGACUGUAUCUGCAAGCCUAACUGCAGCCGGGCUUCCGAUGUCAGAGUUCGAUGGCGAGGUCAAUAUUUGGGGGGCAUCCUUGGAGGAUCUGAUGGCUAUGCUCCAGGAUCCUGAGUAUCAGCGGACUGUGGUGCCCGACGGAGCAGUGUUUAUUAAAACGGAGGAUUCGAGAAUGAUGGUCGGGUAUGACAAGGAUUUUAUUGCUAAUGGAAAGGUGUUGUAG